This is a messenger RNA of Branchiostoma belcheri (Belcher's lancelet), 1527 nucleotides long. Its product is annotated as IgGFc-binding protein-like. The record is from RefSeq and is a predicted model, not a curated record. The coding region runs from base 1 to 1527 and encodes 508 amino acids. The transcript has 11 exons. Lineage: Eukaryota; Metazoa; Chordata; Leptocardii; Amphioxiformes; Branchiostomatidae.
AUGAGGGGCCUGCUUACUGCUGUCUUUCUGGUCAUCAUCUGCCAGGACUUUGUCAACGGCGUCCGAGAUAACAGGGGCACCGAGUUCUUGCUGACAUUUCUGGAAAACUUUCAGAGGGAUGAACAUCAGCCCGCACUGUUCAUCACCACCCAAUCUCCGACAGCGACCGUUACGAUCACACUUCCGAUCACAGUUACGGUCACCAAUGGGCAGGUGACAGAGGUGGACCUGGAACGAUUAGACGUGGAGCUUCGUGGCAGCGAAAAGAGCAACAGGGCCAUCCACGUCACGUCCGAUGAAGAGAUCGUGAUUUACGGAGUGUUUGCUGAAAAGGCCUCGUCUGAUGCCUACCUGGCCCUCCCGACAGACGUGUUGGGGACCGAGUACUUUGUCGCCUGUAUGACGCCUGUCGCGAGGAGCGAAGAGGGGUGGGAUAACUUGCCAACUGAGUUUGGGGUUGUCGGCGUCUACGACGGGACGACUGUGACCAUUAACCCUACUCAAGACGUGACGUUUGGCGGAAACAACUACCCCGCAGGUCAGAACUUCACGGUCACCCUGGACAGGUUUCAAACACUUCAGGUACAAUCGGCUGAAGACCUGACCGGGUCCAGGAUCACAUCCAGCCAUCCGGUGUCCGUGCUGAGCGGAAACCUGUUCACCGUGAUAGGGAACAAUCAGGAAGGGUCUGGCGACUACACUGUGGUGAUGAUGCCACCCGUAGACACCUGGGGGAAGGAGUUCGUCACCGCCCCGCUGGCAAAACGGACCGCUGGCGACAUCUUCCGCGUUGUGGCUGCCAGAGACAACACAAAGGUGACUGUUACCGGUCGAAACCCAAUGAAUCUGGACGCAGGGCAAUUCUGGGAAUUUGAGGCUGGUUCGAACGAGUACUUGCACGUGACCUCCAACGAACCAGUACUGUUGGUACAAUACAGUAAAACAGGAGAUGCCGACAACACGAACACCGACCCCUUCUCCAUGAUCAUCCCUCCUGUGGCCCAGUUUGAGGCAGAUUACACAUUUUCAACGGUCGAGCUUAUCAACAGCGGAACCACGCACCACGUGAACCUGGUCAUCCAGUCGGCUGACAAAGCUGGUCUCAUAUUCGAUGGACAACCGUUGCCGGGCAGUACCGUUUGGCAUCCCGUGCCGGGGACUACCUACGAAGCUACUGAUCUGACUAUCUCGGCAGGCACACACACAGCAACUCACUCUUCCCCCAUCGCAACCUUCGGUCUCUUCAGCUAUGGCUUCGCAAGCGCGGAGGCGUAUGGCUAUCCAGGCGGCCUCCGUCUGGCCCAGAUCGGUGGAGCUUGCACCCCCACCCAGACUGUCGCAAACGACCGCGUCGACAACGACUGCGACGGGCGUGUGGACGAAGAGCUGAGGAACGGCAUCGACGAUGACGGCGAUGGACUGAUCGACGAAGACAUCGCCAGUGGUGGUGAUGGUACCGAUGUUGGUCGUCGACCGAUCUUCAAGAUUUCAACUAUCUACCCAUCCUUGCCACAAGGUUCACCGUAA